AUGGACUCAGGCAAGGCACCAGUUGCGAACGGCGGCAGCUCGCGCACGGCAGAGCCUCUCGUCAAGGUCCAACCGCCCAGGCGUGAGGAUUUGCAGCCAUCGUACGCCCAAAUCAUUAAGCCAGACACUGAAGAUGCGUCUCAACACGGGUGGUAUGGAUCUAUGAUCAAUUCUCUGGGUUCUCUGAUCGGUACUUGCGGUGCUGUGCCAUGCUGCAUUAUCUGCCCAAACCCAUACCGCCCCGUAGCUCAAGGCAACGUUGGCCUCGUGACCAAGUUUGGCCGCUUCGCAAGAGCCGUGGACCCCGGUCUCGUCAAGAUCAACCCUCUCUCCGAAAACCUCAUCCAAGUCGACGUCAAAAUUCAAAUCGUCGAAGUCCCCAAGCAAGUCUGCAUGACCAAGGACAAUGUCAACCUCACCUUGACCUCCGUCAUCUACUACCACAUCACAAGCCCACACAAGGCCGCCUUCGGAAUCUCCAACCUCCGCACUGCCCUCGUGGAGCGCACGCAGACAACCCUCCGCCAUGUCAUCGGCGCCCGCGUGCUGCAAGACGUCAUCGAGCGCCGCGAGGAAAUCGCCCAAUCGAUCCGCGAAAUCAUCGAGGAGACAGCUACGGGCUGGGGCGCCGCCGUCGAGAGUAUGCUCAUCAAGGACAUCGUCUUCAGCCAGGAACUCCAGGACAGCCUGUCGAUGGCCGCGCAGAGCAAGCGAACCGGCGAAGCCAAGGUCAUCAGCGCCCGCGCCGAAGUCGAGAGCGCCAAGUUGAUGCGCCAGGCCGCUGACAUCCUGUCUUCUGCACCCGCCAUGCAGAUCCGAUACCUCGAGGCGAUGCAAGCCAUGGCCAAGUCGGCCAACAGCAAGGUCGUCUUCAUGCCUGGUCCUCCGGCUCUGACGCAGCAGACCAUCCAGGCGCUUGAUGAGGUUGGCGAGGGUCCGGCGGCGUACCAGCAGCACGGCGACUACCAGAUUGGUGGGCCGACGGGCAGCCUGCAGACUGCUAUCAACAGCCGUGUCGUGGAGAACAUGUAA
This is a messenger RNA of Zasmidium cellare ATCC 36951, 1032 nucleotides long. RefSeq lists its product as uncharacterized. The coding region runs from base 1 to 1032 and encodes 343 amino acids. The transcript has 2 exons. Lineage: Eukaryota; Fungi; Ascomycota; Dothideomycetes; Mycosphaerellales; Mycosphaerellaceae. The record is from RefSeq and is a predicted model, not a curated record. Gene Ontology annotation, cellular component: plasma membrane.